ACUAGGAUGUCCACAUCGAGAAGGAAAGCGAGGGUGAGAGAUGGCGAGAGAGAAAAGGAGCAUGAAGCGUCCAGAGUGAAAGGAACACGCAACAAAGAGAAGAAGAAAAAGACAAAGACAAUGGAAAGGACCCCUUGGCCCCAUGCAAGCCAGGAAUGGGGUAGAAGGUGGUGUUUAGCUAGGGUGAGAACACCUACUUUUCCACAGACAGAGCCUCACAUGGUGAAGCACACACUCUGGGUGUCCCACGCCCACUCUUGCUGACAAGGCAGGGAAAGACUAACAACCCGUGGCAGCAAUGUCUCUCCUGUCCUUAACUGCCCCUCCCGGCUGGAGCAUGUGCUCUGCUCUUUAUAUCCUCAUUGUGUUGCUCCCAGAGGCCAAAACAGACGGCCUGAACGCUACCAUUAUCCGCAACGGUGGGGGCUCCCAGUGUGGGGAGUACACAAACCAGGUGAUGGAGAAUGGGAUGUGUCGCCUGGUGGCCACACUGCCUCAGCUGGACGAGCGUAGAUGCCCCGAUAUGUUUCGCUGCACAGACGAGGUCUCUUACUGGCUGCAUGAGAAUGAGGAGAGGACGCAGCAGAUCAUGGCGCUGAAAGAGACCAUCUCUGAGCUGCAGGAGGAGCUCAGGAACCAUCGGCAUCGUAUCAAAGUCCUCGAGCUGCAGAGUGAAGAGAGGGUCCACUUGAACGUCUCCUUGGAGCAGCGUUUUCAUGAGUUGGAGCUGCACUACGCUGAAGCCACUACCCUGCUGCACUUACAGGGGACUCUGAUCCUAGACCUUCAGAACCAACUCCAUAAUCUGACACUUCUGGUGGAUAAAGUAAAAAGAAGCCCCGGCUGUUUGAUCAACAUCGUCCGACCCAAUCCUCUCAUGAAUGCUCACGAUGCGCUGCACCCAGAGAUACAGCAUGUGAGGAACUGUCCUAUAGACUGCGCCUCUAUCUACCACAAUGGUGUCAGGAGAUCUGGCCUUUACACUGUGGUGCCAUCACUGGCAGGGAUGCCUGUGGAAGUCUAUUGCGAUAUGGACACAGAUGGUGGUGGCUGGACUGUGAUUCAGCGGCGAUUUGAUGGCUCAGUGAGCUUUGACCGCAACUGGAGGGACUACAGGGAUGGAUUUGGUGAGCUGCACUCAGAGUUCUGGUUAGGCAAUGACCACAUACAUGAUCUGAGUACCCAGGGAGACUACAGCCUGCGGAUUGACCUGGAAGACUGGACCAACAAACACAAGCAUGCCCUCUACCAGAGCUUCAGUGUGGAAGAUGAGGAGCAUCAGUACCGUCUCCAUGUGUCAGGCUUCAGUGGUACGGUUCAGGACUCUUUCAGUUGGUAUCACGAUAAGCAGGGCUUCAGUACACCAGACAGUGGAAACAUCUGCGCUGAGAUCUCACAUGGCGGCUGGUGGUAUAACCAGUGCUUCUACGCCAACCUUAAUGGAGUCUAUUACAGGGGAGGCCAUUACACUCCCAAAGGGCGAGGGCCGCUGGGUCCAGAUGGAAUUGUUUGGCACUCCUGGAAAGACUCUGAUUAUUAUUCCCUACGCAAAGUCAGCAUGAUGAUCCGGCCACGCAGCUUCCAAAGCCGCUCGUCACCAUAACAAUGGUGAGGACACGGGAACUGGCGUCCUUGGCAGCAUUUGUAGGGAUGAAGAUAUCUGAUGAUGAGGACGAUGAUGAUUACACUUUAUUUUAUGCUCAGGAAACGUUUUGUGUGUGGAGCAGACCUACCCGGUAACCUCUUUGCUUUUAAAUGUUAUGUGACUGCGGCUGAUAUCCAUGUUGUAUUGUGUGAAUAUAAACAUCAUCCUGUUCAAUGAUUAUUUCUUUUCCCCCACUCACUCCUGGUAAGUGAAUUCUUCCUUGUUUUAUACUUCUUUUUGUACUAUAGUUUGUUAACGUUGACAUGUAAAAUACCAGCCAAAAUGUAUUUGUGUGAUGACAAGGUUUCUUCUAGCCACCAUGUGGAGACAACCUGCAACUGGAAAGAAUCACAUGACACAGUUUGCUGAAAGCUCUGCAUGUAUGUGCUUAUUCCAUAUUUGUAAUCACUCUAUUGCCAGUUUUAUUAUUUUGGAGUUCUUCUACUGUUUUAAUCAAUGGAAAAAAAAAACACUUUGAAAUAAAAAGGGUUUGAUAUUACUAAACAAAGUCACUUAAUAUCUGAUACAUGCUACUGUCUCAAAGUAUUAGGUCAUGUGCUAUCUGAAGACUCCAUAUACAUACACAUUAAUGUAUGAACUGUGCAAUAAACACUAUAUAUACUUAUAAAAUGUGGCUUAAAGACAUGUUUCACAUUCAGAAACUAGAAGCAGAGCAUCCCCUGUCCUCAACUCUCCAUCAAGGUCUGAUCUGCAAUGCAUUCUAAGCAUCUUACAUCAUGUGCAGGGCAUUAUAAUACAUUUAUAACACAUUCCACAAGUGUUUAAAUUGACAGCUUUUAACGAGCUCUAGAAAAAAUUACCAUUGUGGGUCAUAAUUUAUUAGAACUUAAUAAUGCUUUAUACCUUUAUUCCAAACAUUCUGCAUAGCAUGCAAUAGUGUUAUAUGGAGUUAGAAGAGACAUUACAUGACUUUGUCAGCUUUAAGUGACAGCACUGUGUGUGUUUAUUAACAGCUGUCAAUAACACAGUUAUUAAUACUUACACUUCUUUUUUCGGGGGGAUGCAGUAAUUACAGCUAAAAAAAAAAAAUACAAUUAUGUAAUUGCCAAGUGUUUGUUUUCAAGUGACACAAUCGAAUCAGUCUCUGUGGCCAUGGUGCCAGAAAGAGGUAGUACUGAGCAGCAAAUGUGCAGCAGAGCACAUGAGCAGGAUGUGAGUUGGAAAUUAGACUGUGUAAUGCAGGACUCAGACUCCUACAGUUGGCACUUUACAGCCUGGAGUCCUGAAUGCACAGCACUUUCUAUGCCUCAUAAGUUAUGCAUGACUAUAGACAUCUUUUUUAAUGGCAUGGCAUUCAUUGCUGUAUAAUCAUUCUACACAUAACACAUUCUGUGUUAGUUACUUACAUCGUAUUGAUUUAAACCUGGGGUUUCCACAGACCAAUAGCAUUUCAUGUUACUAUAGUAUGAUAAUAUGGUAUGUGUUUAGCAUAUAUAUUCCCAAAAAGCCUCGGGAUUGCAAAAUAUCAGUUCAAAUUCUUGCAAAAACUGGAAAAUAAUUCUGCAAGCUUUCUACAUGGUCUUGUGAAGCAAUAAACACACUGCGGAUUAUUCCAUUUGAUAAGAUCUAUUCAUAUAGCCACUGUGGCCUACAUGAACAACUGCACCUGAUGGCAGCGUGAAAUGAGAGCAGGGUAAAAAGGGCUCUUUCACUUCCUUCACUACAAGAAUUCACAAAAUGCACUCUUCACACAAGCUGCCAGCUCAUUCCCAUUCCUGUCCAUAUCUACGCAAGAAUCUGCUGCAGCGAAUAAAGGCUUUAGUGUGAGGAAAUCCGGGUGCGUAGUGCGCCGUCCACUCCGAGUCAGAGAACAAGAUGAGGGCUCUUUCAAAACACACAAAGACACACACACACGCAAUAAAUGACAUCCUAAUGAGUACAAAUCAUUGUUUAAUAAAUCAAACUGAAUUUUUGCUUCUUUUUAAAUGACACGUGUAUUGCAAAUAGUUCUAUACAUAACAUAUCAAUUACAAGAAACCCCUGCUAGGUGCAGUAGAAUUAUAUAUUUUCUAACAAAGAGUGAACAAGAUUAGAGACUGAUUUGAAAACUGGGCGGUGAUAAGCAAAAACAAGAACAUGGUAUAAUUCAUGGCUCUUCCGAACUCCUCUAAUAGUACAAAUUCUUACAGAUGACUUUACUCUUGUACCAUCAUGUCAAACACAAUGACUGCGUCAAACAAGGGCAAAUAUUCUUUCGAAGUACUGAGAGAAAAUUAACUAGUGUGGCAGGGAAGCACUGAUCCAAUGACUUUUAGUUUAAAUGUUUAAAAAAAAAAAAAAAAAAAAGAACAGAAAAGAAAAAAAGACUCAUUCCAGAUUCUGUUUCUUAAAAUGCAAACUGCAGUGUGUGAGUAUGCAGGAGCUUUGGGGUGCCAACCAGGU
Molecule: messenger RNA, 4048 nt
Organism: Pelmatolapia mariae (spotted tilapia)
Lineage: Eukaryota; Metazoa; Chordata; Actinopteri; Cichliformes; Cichlidae
Product: angiopoietin-related protein 1
Exons: 9
Coding region: 299-1603 (434 amino acids)
Source: RefSeq, a predicted model, not a curated record